GAAGUUUGUACCAGUUUGUACCCAUUGGUUUGCACAUCUUGAUUAUUAAUCUGUUCUUCUCAGCCAUUUUAUUUUACUCUGUGUGCAGUGUUUUCGCAAACGAAAGCAAUGGCAAGUAGAUUGUUCGCAAGUCGCUUGCGACCUAUUAUUCAAAUUCAAAAAUGCAGAAUAAUGACAGUAGACAGGAUUGGUAACAGGGAUGUGGUUGGAUUUGGAUACAACGGUGAACCUGUCUACGUGGACAGAGUAGACUUUCCUUGUCCUGCGAUACGUUGGAAGGAAAAUACUCCCGAUGUUAUGGCAUUGAGGGAGAAAGAGAAGGGAGAUUGGAAGAAGCUGUCUGUUGAAGAGAAAAGAGCUCUAUACCGCGCUAGUUUUCGUCAAACGUUUAGUGAAAUUGAUGCACCAACGGGAGAAUGGAAAGGCAUUCUUGGAAUGUGUAUGGUACUGAUAAGCUCUGCCAUUUGGCUAUUCUUAUAUUUCAAAACAUUCGCAUACCCAGAGUUGCCGGAAACGUUCUCGCUAGAACGCCGAUUAGCACAGUUAGACCGCAUGAAGAAGCUUGAUAUGAAUCCGAUUGAUGGGCUCUGCGCUCGAAAGUAAAUUCAAUUUGCUUCUACUCGUAUUAUUAGUCAUUGUGUACAGUAAUUCUUUCCCUAAGCACCUAUCUAUGUAUAUGUGCAAGUGACAAAAUUUAAAUAAAUAUUAUGUCGUAUAUUAGAA
This is a messenger RNA of Linepithema humile (Argentine ant), 723 nucleotides long. RefSeq names its product cytochrome c oxidase subunit 4 isoform 1, mitochondrial. The record is from RefSeq and is a predicted model, not a curated record. Gene Ontology annotation, biological process: mitochondrial electron transport, cytochrome c to oxygen. NCBI's taxonomy places the organism in Eukaryota, Metazoa, Arthropoda, Insecta, Hymenoptera, Formicidae.